Pyricularia pennisetigena is the source of this 5820-nucleotide messenger RNA. RefSeq lists its product as uncharacterized. Gene Ontology annotation, molecular function: ATP binding; ATP-dependent chromatin remodeler activity; DNA binding. The record is from RefSeq and is a predicted model, not a curated record. The coding region runs from base 1 to 5820 and encodes 1939 amino acids. The transcript has 4 exons. Gene Ontology annotation, cellular component: nucleus; Ino80 complex. Lineage: Eukaryota; Fungi; Ascomycota; Sordariomycetes; Magnaporthales; Pyriculariaceae. Gene Ontology annotation, biological process: DNA-templated transcription; DNA repair; chromatin remodeling.
AUGGAACCGUCAAAUUUUCAUUCGACGGUGCUGGCCCGUCCACCUGGCAUGUAUGAUGAGGAUGAUGAUCACAGACGGCGCCAACGCGACAUUUUGAAUCCACCAGCGCCCAGCCAGACCGGUCCAGGUUCUGGUGGCUCUUCCUCUGCUGGCGGUCCACGUCCCCCUUUCAGCCUCCGGUCGCCAACACAAUCCGAAUUCCAUCAUCAAUCAUCACAGCAUCACUAUUCCGCACCAUCGACGGCGUCCGGCCCGCAGUCGACCUACAACGGCACCAACAACGGCGUGCCACAGUCGCAGUCGCAGUCGCACUCGCGCUCCAACUCGCAUUCGCGACACUCGUCCUCCUCGGUCCUCCACAGCCCUUACCAACAGGCAUCUACAACUUCAAGACCUGCACAUGCCCGUGAUUUGCAUCGGUCGCCUCAGCCAUCGGGUCUGCAGGCGCCGCAGCGAUCGCCAGGGCUGCACGCGCCGUCGGUAUACUACUCCCAAGACUCCCGCGAGCAUCAUCCGCCUCCACCGAAGCCAAUCGACAAACCCGCGUCGAGUGGAAGGAGUUUUUACGACCCUCUAACCGACACGACGACCACUUCGACCUUGGACCGGGAGAAAAGGACCUCGGAUGCUGGAAGCUCAUGGCACAACGCGACGACAAACGCGGUGUCGACUCCGUCUCAUCGUGACGCGUACAGCAGUUACUCCAAGCCGGCUGCAAACCCAAGCCCAUACUACGGGAACGGAAAUUACACAUCACCUACGGCCUCAAGUUAUCCUCCACGAAGCCCAGCUUCACACCCACAAUCAGUGACCACUGGCGCUGCUGAGUCGAUAAGCCCCCCUACCCGGCCGCCCCGGAUGGCGACGCCGAAUAUAUUGAAUCCGACCACGACGACUUCAAUGGCUGCAAUGUCGCAAGCAGAGUCACCGGCCCAGAAGGCUGCAGUUUCUGCUCCGACACCAAGUCGUGCUGCUGAGCUCAUGUCUUUCUCCAACAUCCUGUCCAGUUCCGAGCCUGCACCAAAACCCCGGCCGAGAUCACCUGUACUCGCCGAAACACCCAGCAAGCAGCCGGAACCCGAACCCGAACCCGAACCAGAGCAGGAGCCUAUAGAAGAAGCCUCGAAAGAACCAUCACCUCAGCCAGCGGACAUGGAUGAAACGAGCGAUUCACCCCCUUGCCCCGAAAAGCCGGCCGAGGUUGAUGCCGAGACAGAGCCUGACGCGGAAAUGCAUGACGAUGUCGAUACCGUCGAUGGGCUUGAAGAGUCCGAAAAACUUGAACCACCAAUCAAGCGCGAAAAGAACGCCAAGGUCGAAAAAGCUCCCAGGCGGCCAAGGGCCGUCGAAAAAGAAAAGAAGGAGCGGGUAACCAAGGCACCUAGGAAGUCGGCAGGGGCAAAGGGUCGUGCAUCUGAAGUCAAGGCGGAGUCGACUCCGAAGCAGUCUCGCCGCUCGUCAGGCAAACAAGAAGCCUUGAGUUCAUCGCGUGUGCCCGCCAAGCGACAAGCCAAUGGCUUGACUAAACAGAAGGCUCAGGCUCUUGAGCAGGAAAAGGCCGUCGUUGCUGAGAUGGAGCGACUUGACGAAGAGCCUUUGGACGAGUCUGAGGCCAGGGCAGAGUUGCGAGCUUUCAAGAAGCGCAAGCUCAAUCGCCAGAAGGCCCUCGAGAUGACGGAUAUGUCAGCAGCAACGGAAUUGCUCCCCUCGCUCAAGGAUGAGGCCAUCAAUCGACACCACAGACGACAUGACUUCAGUGCGGAAAUGGUGCUGAAGUUGGGUGUCCAUGUCGCCCUUGGUAGGCUUCGGUAUGGUGAUCAACACUACGAUGCUGCCCUGAAGGAGGUCCGCGAGCAGGAACUUUUUGCCGAAAAGGAGCGCAAGAAGGACAUGCAACGGAAGCGGCGGCGCGAGAAAUCCAUGGCCGUCACCAUUGAGCAAAAGGAAGCAGCGCUUGCCAAGGCUCAUGCCACUGAGGACAAGCUGGAACGCCAGAAGCUUCUCCGCGAGGCUGAGCGGGCCAACAAGAAGGCACAGCAGACCAAGCUUAUCUUGCAGAAGGGCAUCAAGGGACCAGCACGCAACAUCACACCUAUGGACAUGAACCUCGAUGGAGGAACCAUGGCUACGUUCUCGGCGGAUAGCAUGGAGCCCGGCAAGGGCAAAGGUAAAGGCCGUGCCGGCAACAGGCCCAAGAAGUCCAAGGAGCAAAAGCAGGCUGAGAAGGAGGCUGCUGAGGCGGCCCAGGCUGCUUUGGAUGCCGGCCAGGAGCUGCCAUCCAAAGAAGAGAACCCCAAGAUCCGCAUCAAGGUCAACAAAGGGAAGCUUUCCAAGGACAAGGAUAGAGACGUCGAUGUUGACACCAUCGAUGGGGACAACACAGAGACUAAGGACCCAGAAGAGCCCCCACCCAAGAAGAAGGGCAAAGUCGUCGAAGAGGUCAAGGACAGCCUCGAAACUCGAUUCCAAUCCAAGGGUUAUAACCAGAUAUACGAUCAAAUCUGGCGGGACAUGGCUCGAAAAGACGUCAGCAAGGUCUACAGGCUCGCCACGGACUCCUACUACACCAAGGCGUCGAAUCUCAAGAAGACGGCGAUACUUGCAGCCAAGGAGGCAAAACGUUGGCAACUACGCACCAACAAGGGCAUGAAAGAUCUCCAGGCCCGUGGCAAACGUGUCAUGCGUGACAUGAUGACCUUCUGGAAGCGCAACGAGCGUGAAGAGCGCGAUCUCCGAAAAGCUGCAGAGCGCCAAGAGCUCGAAAACGCCCGCAAGGAGGAGGCAGACCGCGAAGCUGCAAGACAGAAGAGAAAGCUUAACUUCCUUAUCUCCCAGACUGAGCUGUACUCUCACUUCAUUGGAAAGAAGAUCAAGACCGAUGAAGUUGAGCGCAGUACCGAUCGUCCCGAGGUGGCGGCCGAGGAGCAAAAGAACAAGCCGGCUGAGGAGAAGACACUCACCGUCAAGGAGCCCACAGGGCCUGUGGGGGCCAAGGUCACGAACUUUGAGAAUUUGGACUUUGAUGCUGAAGACGACGAGACUUUGCAGGCUGCAGCCAUGGCGAAUGCACAGAAUGCCAUCGCUGAGGCUCAAAGAAAGGCACGCAACUUCAACAACGAUGACGAGCCUGACGAGGAUGGCGAGAUGAACUUCCAGAACCCGACCGGUCUCGGUGACGUUGAGAUUGAGCAGCCCAAGCUCCUCACUGCUACCCUCAAGGAAUACCAACUCAAGGGUCUCAACUGGCUUGUCAACCUUUACGAACAAGGCAUCAACGGUAUCCUGGCAGAUGAAAUGGGUCUCGGAAAGACAAUCCAGUCCAUCUCGGUCAUGGCGUAUCUCGCAGAGCACCACGAUAUUUGGGGUCCGUUCCUUGUUGUCGCUCCGGCAUCGACCCUGCACAAUUGGGAACAGGAGAUCAAGCGUUUCGUGCCCGACCUCAAGAUUGUUCCAUACUGGGGCUCUGCAGCCGACAGAAAGAUUCUGCGAAAAUUCUGGGACCGCAAGCACUCGACUUAUAAGCGUGACGCACAGUUCCAUGUCGCCAUCACUUCAUAUCAAAUGGUAGUUUCUGACGUUGCCUACUUCCAGAAGAUGAAGUGGCAGUACAUGAUUCUAGAUGAAGCUCAAGCCAUCAAGAGUUCUCAGAGUUCACGAUGGAAGUGUCUCCUCAGCUUCCACUGCCGAAACCGCCUGCUCCUGACGGGAACUCCUAUCCAGAACAACAUGCAAGAGCUUUGGGCACUGCUCCAUUUCAUCAUGCCGUCCUUGUUCGACAGCCACGAAGAGUUUAGCGACUGGUUCUCCAAGGAUAUCGAGUCUCACGCGCAAAGCAACAGCAAGCUGAACGAGGACCAGCUCAAACGUCUACACAUGAUUCUGAAGCCUUUCAUGUUGCGACGUGUCAAGAAACAUGUGCAGAAGGAGCUUGGCGACAAGAUCGAGCUCGACGUCUACUGCGACCUCACAUACAGGCAGCGUGCAUACUACGCCAACCUGCGCAACCAGAUCAGCAUCAUGGAUCUGAUAGAAAAGGCCACCAUGGGCGACGACAACGACUCGGGCACGCUCAUGAAUCUCGUCAUGCAGUUCCGCAAGGUUUGCAACCACCCUGACCUUUUCGAGCGUGCAGAUACCAGCUCGCCUUUGGCAUUGGUGAGGUUUGCCGAGACAGGGUCGUUUGCCCGCGAGGGCAACGAUGUGACUGUUGGCUACACAACAAGAAGUGUAGUGGAAUACAGUCUGCCACGUCUUCUUUGGCGCGAUGGAGGUCGUCUCACCAAGGCCGGAAGCGAUAACUCCUCGGCAGGAUUCAAAAGCCGUUAUUUGGGAGAGUUGAUGAACAUCUGGUCUUCCACGAACAUUCGCGAGAGCCUAGACGGUACCGACAACUUCUCAUUCCUGCGGUUUGCCGAUACCAGCAUGGCAGAGGCUGAGAAGGCCGGUAAGACGGACUUGUUUGCUCGUGCCUCUGAACUGGCUCAACGACGGAACCGCUUGGCCAAUAUGCACGUUGCAUAUGACGACGACGAGGAGAACAAUUUCACCCCAGCUCAUGCCCUCUUCCUUAUCCGGCAGAGGCAGGAUAGCACAGCUCUCUCGGAGAUCACAUCCGAGGGUGCAAUGCGAAACCUAAUGAACGUAUCGCAUGUCAUGUAUGAGGAUGCCAACCUGCCCCGGAUGGAGCAGGCUGCCCGUCCGGGUGCGUCUGCUCCACCGAUCGAGGUGGUUUGUCACACCUCCAGCACUCAGGUCGAGCGCGAGCGCGUCUUAUUCAAUGUGCCAAUGCGCAAGGCACUGUUCGGCCCCGACCUAGACGAACAAAAGGAGUUUGUGCUGCAAAAGGUUCCGGCUGAGCAACUGCCGCCGCCACCACUGCUUCCCAAACCAGACAACGAGAGGCAGCGUUUCACUAGCAUUACGGUUCCUUCGAUGCGCCAGUUCAUUACUAAUUCAGGAAAGCUCGCCAAGCUGGAUGAGCUGCUGUUCAAGCUCAAGGCCGGCGGGCAUCGUGUCCUGCUCUACUUCCAAAUGACAAGGAUGAUUGAUCUCAUGGAGGAGUAUCUCACCUACCGCAACUGGAAGUACUGCCGUCUGGAUGGUUCCACCAAGCUCGAGGACCGUCGCGAUACAGUGCAUGACUUCCAGACGAAUCCUUCGAUUUUUGUUUUCCUUCUCUCCACUCGUGCCGGUGGUUUGGGAAUCAACUUGACAUCGGCAGAUACCGUCAUCUUCUACGAUUCUGAUUGGAACCCUACCAUUGAUUCGCAAGCCAUGGACCGAGCCCAUCGUCUCGGACAGACAAGGCAAGUCACCGUGUACCGGCUCAUCACACGUGGAACGAUUGAAGAGCGGAUACGGAAGCGCGCCAUGCAAAAGGAAGAGGUGCAGCGUGUCGUCAUUACCGGAGGUGCAGGUGCCAGCUCAGGAGUCGAUUUCUCUGGCCGUAGGGCGCCCGAGAAUCGCAACCGCGACAUUGCUAUGUGGCUUGCAGACGACGAUCAAGCAGAGCUCAUCGAGAGGCGCGAGCGCGAGCUGCUCGAGAGCGGCGAGUUGGACAAGGUCGCAAAGAAGCGUGGUGGUGGCAAGCGUAAAAAGGCUGUCAAAGACACGGGCGGCGAUGGCGGGGGCGUCAGCCUCGACGAGAUGUAUCACGAAGGUGAAGGAAAUUUUGACGACAAUAAGCUCUCUGGGGCAGCGACGCCUAAUGUUCCGGACUCAACUGACGCUAAGCCUGGUAAGAAAAAGAAGGCUACGGGCAAGAAAGCCAAGACUACGAAGCAGCGAUUAGCAAUUGCGGAUGGGCAGAUGGAUAUGUAA